Molecule: messenger RNA, 1752 nt
Organism: Thermochaetoides thermophila DSM 1495
Lineage: Eukaryota; Fungi; Ascomycota; Sordariomycetes; Sordariales; Chaetomiaceae
Exons: 2
Coding region: 1-1752 (583 amino acids)
Biological process (GO): adenylate cyclase-activating G protein-coupled receptor signaling pathway
Cellular component (GO): plasma membrane
Molecular function (GO): G protein-coupled receptor activity
Source: RefSeq, a predicted model, not a curated record
AUGCCAGCCAUUCUGCUUCCCGAGACCGUAUUCGAGUCGCUGCCGCAUACCAUAUCUCGAAGGACACUCAGCAAUGAGCAAAGACAGCACCUUGCUGAUGUCUUGACAACUCUAUCGCUCACCUUCGCCUCCGUCAGCGUCCUGUCGACGCUGGUUGCGUUGUACUGGUUCGUCAAGAUGAAACGAAACUUUCGUCAUGAGUCAAGCGACUUCAUCAAGUCAAUGGCUGCUGUCAUCUUCUCCGUCGUGAGCUUAACCAGGGGCCCCGUCAGGUCUGAGUCGGCCUUCUGUCAAGUGACCGGCUUCGCCUUCACCCUCGGCAUUGAGUCAUCUGAUAUUGCCGUGCUGCUGAUCGCGAUCCAUUCGGCAAUGUACAUCUUUCGGCCGAAGUCGGGCCUAUAUCCCUACAGACAGGUUGCUUACCUUGCCUAUUACCUCUCGCCGGUCAUCACGUCUUCCCUGGCCUUCAUUCGUGGUAACGGGUACGAAAACCUUGGACACUACUGUUAUCUUCGAAGCGAUUCCGGGCACUGGAAUCGGCUGAUGCUCAGUUGGGUGCCACGUUAUAUCAUUUGCAUUUGCAUCGUGGGCAUCUAUGCUUUCAUUUACAUCUAUAUUUUGUGGCACAUGGGCGAUUGGAGGAGGGAACAGUCAGAACUGCAACAAACCGGCCGGCGGAGUGCAAGCAGCACCGUGCCGAGCUCGCCUCACCUUUGCUGUCCCGACUGGCUCAUAUCUCCGUCCAGCUCGAGGAGGACGUCGGCGACGGACACAAUUGCCGCUUCUAAAGGGAGUCGGCAGAGAACUGGAUCAGUCGUUAGCAAUAUUGCCCAACAGAAUUUCCCCGGUUCUCAGGUUUCCAAGACCCAGACUUCACAGCCAUGGACCGCCGUUCACUGGCGUUGGUCGGGGUUUGGACAAACGCAUUCCGGCUUUGAUAGUAGGCCAUCUCUCGACCACACGACCGAGCCGAUACCGCCAGAUGCGCCGCCCAUAUCGGCACCGCCGCCAGCUCACACAUCCGAUCCAACUUCACCUGAUCCAGAAAACACUCACAUUAACACAUCCUCGAGCGACCAGGCUCAUUCCAAGCCAACGAUCAGCCGGGCUCUCCAUCGCCAGUCGCAAACCUCCCACGAAACCGAACAAGCUGGCACCGACAGCUCGCUGAUCCAGCUCCAGUCCGUCGUUGACGAUCCGGCCAUGCUACGACACCGCGAGCGCAUCCGCAAGCAGCUCCGAUCCCUCUUCGUCUACCCUCUCGUCUACGUCAUCGUCUGGCUGUUUCCCUUCAUAUCGCACGUCGUGAACGCUGAGACGUCGGUCUACCGCGGCGACCGUCCCGCGUGGUUGCUUGUCGUCAGUAUUGUGAGCAUUUGCAGCCAGGGUACGGCCGACUGUGCGCUGUUCAUGGCGAGGGAGAAGCCGUGGCGUCAUUCUGCGGGUAGGGGUUUUUGGGAGUCAAUGGGCAGGAGGAUCGCCUGGAGCUGGGGAGGAAGGUGGUUUGGUAAGGGCGGGGUUGGCAGCGGGGACCGUGCAGGGAGGAUCAGGGAAGAAAUGCUGGUUGAUGGAAGGCUGGCUAGAGAGAGGAGGCAGGAAGAAAUUCAAUCUGAGAGGAACAAUGUGGGAAGGAGUAGGAGCAAGGAACAAGGGAAUGCGUCGAUGGAAUGGUGGGAUAGAUGGGAUGAAGAAAGGGAGCCAGAAGGUCGCAGGCCCAGCGGGGCUGAGCCUCGGCAAUCUGCCGGUAAUUGA